This is a messenger RNA of Monoraphidium neglectum, 333 nucleotides long. Its product is annotated as prolyl 4-hydroxylase. Bases 1 to 333 code for a protein of 110 amino acids. NCBI's taxonomy places the organism in Eukaryota, Viridiplantae, Chlorophyta, Chlorophyceae, Sphaeropleales, Selenastraceae. The transcript is spliced from 4 exons. The record is from RefSeq and is a predicted model, not a curated record.
AUGGGGCUGGUCGUGUUCUACUCCCUUACCCCCAACGGCGAGAUUGACCUCACCAGCCUCCACGCCAGCUGUCCCACACUUAAAGGGGAGAAAUGGAGUGCCACAAAAUGGAUCCACGUCAGCGGAUUCAGGCAGAACGCAGACCACCAGAAGGCCAAGUGGAAGGGCUGCGCCGACCAGAACGAGUACUGCGGGGCCUGGGCCGCCACCGGGGAGUGCGAGAAGAACCCCGGCUACAUGCGCCUCAACUGCCGCCUUGCCUGCAAGCUGUGCAGCCCGGCCGCGGCUGGGGCGGUGGCAGGGGCGCCCUCGGAGCCGUCCAAAGAGCUGUGA